Messenger RNA from Dendrobium catenatum, 1652 nucleotides. RefSeq names its product probable membrane-associated kinase regulator 2. Bases 184 to 1314 code for a protein of 376 amino acids. The record is from RefSeq and is a predicted model, not a curated record. Lineage: Eukaryota; Viridiplantae; Streptophyta; Magnoliopsida; Asparagales; Orchidaceae. The transcript has 2 exons. Gene Ontology annotation, cellular component: plasma membrane.
CUCUGCUUCCAUUUACUGUUCCUGCUCCUCACGAUAAGAAACGCCUUUUCUUUAUAGUUUAUGUUUCCCCUGCUUUCUUCCCCGUCGAAGAGGUAAAAGAGGAUCGCGAUAUAGAAAGCAAGAUACAGAGAGAGAGAGAGAGAGAGAGAGAGCUCAUUCACUCGUGCUCUGGUUCUCCUUUCAAUGGAAUCCUUCGGCCUUCUUAGAUACUGGAGAGGUGGAACUGGCGGGUCUUCGUCGGCAGCCAACAUGCCAGCCGCAGAGGCAAUGACAUUGCUGGAGUCGGGGGUGGACGGCGAAGAGACCGAUGACGAGGGGCCCUUCUUCGACCUUGAGUUUGUCGACCCCGAAGACCGAAGCGCUGAGGAGAGAGGCGGAGAUCAUGAGGAUGAACAGUUGGAAGACGGGGAAGACGAGAAAGAUUUCGACUUUGGCUUGAAUUCGUCAGAUGGAAGCGACACACGGUCCAUUUCCACCUCCGACGACAUCUUCUUUAAAGGAAAGCUCGUACCGCUGGAAUCGAGCUCCAUCGUAAUCGCCGCCGGGGAUAGCGAUCAGAAGACUCAGCUCGCCGUUUCGCUCCUGAAAUCAGCAACGAAGUUCCGAGUCUUCAUAUUGGGACUUCGAAAGUCUAAAUCCGCAACGGUGGAGUCCAAUGCCGCCAGCGUGUCGCCAAAGCAGAGCCAGCUGCCGAGCAAGUUCUUCUUCAUCAAGUUUAAGGUGGAGGAGGUGCCGAUCGUCUCCCUCUUCACUCGCGACAGCAGCUCACGAAAUCAGGCUGGUGUUGCCAAAACCAUGGAGAAAAUCUCGGACAUAGACGCCGGAGAGGACACCGCCGUUGCGCCGGCGCCGUCGGAGGAAAAGACGAAGUCGAGUAAUUCUAAGGAAGUGAUGCAGAAAUACCUCAGCAAGAUCAAGCCUUUAUAUGUUAAAGUCUCCAAGAGGUAUGCCGAUAAGCUCAGGUUCUCCGGGCCUUUGGUUCACGGCGGACUUCCGGCUACUGAGCUUAUCUCCGAAGAAGAAAAGGAAGCCGAAGAAGAGGAGCCUGCGGAGUCCAAAGUGGCUGAAAAGAACCCAAAGCUAGCAAUGCCGGCGAAGUUGAGGGUGGUGUAUGAGCGGCUGGGGAAGAGCAGGUCGGCAGUGGCCGCAGUGUCAUCGCCACCGCCAAAGCGGCGCGAUGACUCUCUUCUCCAGCAACAAGACGGGAUCCAGAGCGCCAUUGCCCACUGCAAGCGAUCCUUCACCGCUACUUCCAAAGAAACAGAAUCGCCAUCGCAGCCUUCGAAGAGCAAUCCAGAAGCUGAACGCAUAUAAUUGCUGGGAAACAAGACGAAUCCUUUUCAUCUUUCUUUUCACCUUCACCUGCGCAACCUGAUGAAGAAAAAGUGGUAGAGAUGCCAAAAAGUUUUCAUUAGCCGCUACUCCUACCUAUAUUUUCUUAUUUCCUUCCAUUUUGCGUUUCUCCUUAGCCAUGUAACUGAAAAAAAGGCAAAUAUUUUUAUUUAUGAGCCUAUGAGUAGUACGGCGCCGCUUGAGAACUCCAUCAACUUGAGCGAGAAGAAGACAAGGCCUUGAUUCGGUAAUAUUGUGAAAAAGCCACUUUUGUGUAGUUUGAACUUUAUUAAAUUUGCGUAUUAGACGGUUUUCUGCAA